Boeremia exigua is the source of this 3684-nucleotide messenger RNA. Its product is annotated as ras guanine-nucleotide exchange protein-like protein. Gene Ontology annotation, molecular function: guanyl-nucleotide exchange factor activity; protein binding. Gene Ontology annotation, biological process: Ras protein signal transduction; positive regulation of GTPase activity. The record is from RefSeq and is a predicted model, not a curated record. The transcript is spliced from 2 exons. Bases 1 to 3684 code for a protein of 1227 amino acids. NCBI's taxonomy places the organism in Eukaryota, Fungi, Ascomycota, Dothideomycetes, Pleosporales, Didymellaceae. Gene Ontology annotation, cellular component: plasma membrane.
AUGAGCGACUACACCGUCGACUCUGAAGACACGGAGCGUUACUCGAGCGACAUCGUCGCGCCUCUCAACAUCUCGAAGUCCCCCAGGAAGUCGCACAUCAGCGCCUACAGCCACAGCCGCCAAUCGUCGCGAGCUCUCUCGAUCCAAUCGCAGUCGCACUCUCAGAUCUCCCCUCCAUUGACUCCUACAACAGCUGGCGACUCAAUGACACGGCAGCUUCCUGCCCAGCCGGUCUUCCACCACUACCUCCGCGCCUUUUACCACUACGUCCCGGCUUCCACGGUGUGUUCGUCGACAGACGAAUCUUCGAUAACGGUAGCGAUCAAGCAGGGCGACGUCAUCCUGGUGCAUUCGGUACACCCCAAUGGCUGGGCUGAUGGCACAUUACUCGGAUCUGGAGCACGUGGAUGGCUGCCCACGAACUACUGCGAACCCUAUGACCAUCCUACUAUCCGCAACCUACUCAAUGCACUGACACAUCUUUGGGAUCUUGUUCGAGAUGGAGAGGGUGGAAACCUGGUUGCCUUUACCAAGCAGGACUAUGUUAGGGGAAUGAUCGCUGGUAUACGGUUCUUCCUGGAAAGGACCGACUGUCUAUCAAGAGACUCGCAUCUAGUCUUGGCGCAUAUUGGCUUGCGGCGCAUGCGUAAAGGGCUUCUCGGUGAUCUAUCAACACUCGUAAAGACAGCGAAGAAGCUACAAGAGUCGCUUCAAUCAACUGACGAUGCUGUACCAGUGUUUGAUCUGCUCGACGAGCUCGUGCUUAAGGCGUUCAAGCUGGUAACACGAGCAGUCCGUUUUCUUGACAUAUGGGCAACGGAUGCGGUGUCGUUAUCGUUCCAGCUGAAAGACAAGGAGACACAACGCCCAUUGACACCGCCAGCCGACUCUGCUGAUAAUGCCGUACUACCAUUGUCAGCGCUUACUCCAGCAGAGGAUGAUGACUCGUCAGCCAAUCAACGCAGCUCUCUGGUAGUACAAGCGCCCGGUUUGGCGCGCGAUGACCUGGACACCACACCUCAGUCAGCGCGGAUCCUCAGUCGUCUCUCUGUUGCAUUCUCAAUACCCUCUGAACCAGAAUCGUAUCAAUCGCCUAUACUACCCUCUCAGCUCCAGACACAAGCUCAGAGGCUUUCUGUCACCCACCGCCUGUCGUACACAGGAGCAUCGCCAGGUGCUCGGAAGGAAAACCUUGCUUCGGAGCGGCUGAACGCUGCACAAGACUCGUUUCUGGGAUUCAUUGGAUCUUUCAUCGGGUUACAUCUCCAGUCCCGGUCCUCGGAAGAGCUGGCUCACAUCACUCAAGAAUCUGUUGUUGCGUGUCGCCAGCUCCUCACCAUUGUCGAAGAAGUAUGGGAACGCGACUCAAAGAGAUCGAGUGCUCUGGAAGAAUCACGCGACACAAUGUACUUGCGACUUACCGAACUGGUGCAGGCUACAAAGGACAUGUUUAAUUCUUCAGAUACCGACAUGGACGAAGCAGUCUUCACACCAAGCUCAGGGAAACAGCUUGUUGCUGCUGCGACUAGCUGUGUCCGAUCUUCUGGUGACUGUGUCGCUAAAACUCGUCUUAUCAUCGAGAAGAUUGGAGACUUUGAGUUCGAAGUGGUCGGUUUAGGACUAUCACAACCGAUCUUCGAACAAGUCGAACUUGACCAAUCCGAAGAAGAGAAGGCGACACGGAAGGCCCCAGAGCCUACACUGGAGACCGACAAGCCUUUACCUGCGCCACCAGUUGAAGAGCCACAAGCAUUAGUACUUUCCGUGACAUCCGAGUCGAAACCCCUGCCAGACAUCCCUCAGUCGCCCUCAGAGACGGACAGCCUAGAGUUGCCACCCGCUAUACCUGCUGUCAUUGCAGAGAGCAUGGAGAGCUCGACAUCAACGUCUUUUACGUCAUCGUUGCAGUCUGUCAAUGAAGAUUACGCCACCACGCCGGACCAAUCCGUGGCACAUGAGCUCACAGGAAGCCCAGCAAGCACUACAACACCAACUACCAAAACUGCUCGCAGUGAUAGCGUCAAUGCCUCGGUGGCUGACUCUAGCAGCACGUUUAACUUCAGUAUUGGGAACGAAAGUGUGGUCUCUCAUACUUCCACCCGGGCUACUACUCCAGAUCACUUGUCCUCCAAGAAUCAUGCUUUGCUAAGUAGCUUUGGCAGCUCUUCUGAGCUCCGAUCCUUGGUGAACGAAGACGUCGCAGCUGGUGAAGAACACUUGCUCGAGACCACUUAUGUUCAUGAGCUCGUCUACAACAAGGAAGGUCAGAUCUCUGGUGGUUCCCUUCCAGCCCUUGUCGAGCAGCUCACAACUCAUGAAUCUACUCCGGACUCCGUCUUCGUCACGACCUUCUAUCUUACCUUUCGCCUCUUCACUACGCCUGUCGAGCUGGCACAAACUCUUAUCGAUCGCUUCGACUAUGUUGGUGACAGCCAGGCAGUUGGUGUUCCAGUUCGGCUCAGAGUAUACAACGUAUUCAAAGGCUGGCUUGAGAGCCAUUGGUCAGCCGAUAGCGAUUCGGCCGCUCUAGGCUUAGUCUUGUCCUUUGCCACUGGGAAGCUCCGAUCUGCUCUGCCCACAGCAGGUAAACGUCUUGCAGAGCUCACAUCUAAGGUCACCGAGGUUCGCGCAGGCGCUCUUGUGCCCAGACUCGUCUCUUCUAUUGGCAAGACCGGUAUCUCGCAUACGAUGUUCUCAUCCAACGACAGCAAUGCGCCAUCUUCAAUCAUUACGAAGAGUCAGCUUAAUGCCCUGAGAUCGAGCAAAGAAGGCCGUACGCAAUGCAGUAUCCUCGAUUUCGAUCCCCUGGAGUUGGCUAGGCAGUUCACCAUCAUUGAGUCGAAGUUGUUCUGUGACAUUCAACCAGAAGAACUCCUGGCCUUGGAGUGGACCAAGAAGAGCGACUCUAAGGCCAUCAAUGUCAAAGCAAUGUCCAAACUGUCGACCGACCUUGCCAAUUUGGUUGCGGACACGAUCCUUCAUCUUGAGGAUGCGAAGAAGCGAGCUGUCAUGAUCAAGCACUGGGUCAAGAUUGCUGCGAAGUGCUUAGAGUUGAACAACUACGACUCUCUUAUGGCUAUCAUCUGCUCUCUCAACUCAUCUAUGGUUAUGCGCUUAAAGAAGACUUGGGAACUUGUCUCAGGAAAGACAAAGGUUCGCCUUGAAGAGCUCAAAGCCAUCACCGACGUUGGACGUAACUAUGCCGUCCUUCGUCAGCGACUACAUAAUCACGUCGCACCUUGUAUUCCAUUCGUUGGAAUCUAUCUUACUGAUCUCACCUUUGUCGACGUCGGUAAUGGUACUACUCGCCAACUUCCUGGCGACUCAGGAUCCGACAGCAUGUCCGUGAUUAAUUUCGACAAGCACAUGAAGACAGCGAAGAUCAUUGGUCAGCUGCAAUCGUUCCAAGUCCCUUACCGUCUUGCUGUCAUCCCUGAGAUGCAGGACUGGAUGGAGACGCAGAUCCAGCGAGUCCGAUCGAGCGACCAGGCCAAUGUUCAGAGCUACUACCGUCGCUCUCUCCUUCUCGAGCCACGAGAGCUCCAACAUCCUACUCGAGGAUCCCCUUCUGUGGACACCACCGCUCAAAGCACACUCACAGUCGAGAGUCGUAACACUUCGAGGGACAAAUUCGAUUUCCUCAACUUCAACUUCUCAAAUAACAGCCUGAUGAAGGGCUCAUAG